GAAUACAUGAUUUAGGAAUGUGCAGCAGACCUCAGAAGCCAUUUUGAGAUGAUAUCCUUGUUGAGAAAUCCUAGGAAGAUGCUGAAAUCAACGAACAUGGUUACACCUCUGUCUGUUUCUCCCUCCGUCUCCUCUAUUUCACCAUGGCAGCUGUCAACCGACGGGACAUUAGCAAGGCGGGGUAUCGAGCUGUGCUCACAGAGUUAAAACGACAUUGAUAUGAAAGAGGACAGUGUCCGUUCACGGUCUCUGUCGAGACAUGUAACACCGUGAGUUUUUUUUCCAGUCUGAAAUCUUCCAGCAUCUCUCACAACCCAACGUCUCCUCGAGUGACUGAGUUUAAUUCACUCUCGUACCGGGGAGAAAGGAGGCAGAUCCGUUUUCCAAAUGGCUUCUGUGAGCCUGGUUUCCAGUCCCCCAGCCCCCGUUCUUGACAAAAACAUGACAGACUCUGAGCUUGCAAGGGAUGAAAGAGAGGAUGGCGAACUGGAAGAUGGAGAAAUCGAUGAUGAAGGGAUUGGAAUUGAAGAGGAAAACAAAGAGGCUGCAGCCGGUAAUGAAGAGAAAGGGAAAGAAGAGAAGACUCACAGACACUCCAGGAAAAGAUACAAGAAGACCAGAGAGAAGAGGAGGUCCAAAAGGAGGAGGCGCGACAGACCCAAACACCACUCCCCCUCCAGCAGCUCCAGCUCGGACAGCUACGACUCUGACUACGACCGACCAGAGAGAUCCAAAAACCGCAAGAGCCAGGGAUCUGAGGGCCCGUCCUCUCAGCACGGACGCGACUCGAAGGGCGCCCACGGCAACUCGCAGAAGUCCCCGCAGCACAAGAGCGGCGAGUUUGAAAAAUACAGCGACUACAGCGACGACAAGUACGACUACGAGGAGGAGGAGGAGGACUACGAAGACGACAUGUCCGAGUAUUCGCAGUCGAAAGAUUCCGUUUCCCAGAGUCGUGGGAGGGGACGCCAUGCCCAGGGCCAGAUGAAGAGAGGAAGCAUGAGGGGGAUGAAACAACAGCACUUUGGGCAGCGGGGACGGGGCAGAGGGAGCGGCCCAGGAAGAGGCCGCGGGAUGCUCUACAAGAACAAGAAGCUGAAGGGAAAACCCUGGGGAGGACGGGGACGAGGCCGAGGGGGGGACCAUUGCAUGGAAGACAUGAUGCCGGAAGGAAAACAUUCCUCUGGGUUUCAGAAGAAACGACCAAUUAUGAGCAAGGAGUUCAUCAAUCAGCACACGGUCGAACACAACGGUAGAUACAUCUGCAAGUACUUCCUGGAGGGUCGAUGCAUCAAGGGGGAACAGUGCAAGUUUGAACACGAGCUUGUCAUACCAGAUAAGAAGAGGGAACUUUGUAAGUUUUACCUCCAAGGAUACUGCAGUAAAGGAGAUCAUUGCAUUUACAUGCACAAUGAAUACCCGUGCAAGUUCUUUCAUACUGGAGCCAAAUGUUAUCAAGGGGACAACUGCAAAUUCUCCCACGAGGCUUUGAACGAUGUCACCAAAGAGUUGCUUGAUAAGAUAAUCAACACCGAGGAGGAGAACGCCCGCGAGGACGAGUUGGAGCUGGAGGAUCUGAGAAAGCAGGGCAUCGCUCCGCUCCCCAAGCCUCCUCCUGGGGUGGGGUUGCUGCCCACCCCGGGUCAGAGCAGUCCUACGGAUGGGGGGAAGAAGAUCCCCUCGCUGUUUGAAAUCUCCGUCCUGCCUACCGUCGACUUGGCACAAAAAAUUGGUCUCAGCGGAUCCAACUUCUCCCAGAAUCAGGGUGAAGGCGCCGCUCAGUUCAGCGCCGGGUCCGAGGACUCGCCGAGUGGGAGCAUGGCGCCUUCAGGCCCCUCUGCUCCUCCUCCUGUUCCUCCCUCCGGGUCUCCUGAUCCCAUGGGUCACCCCGCUGGACCGGCCGGGCCUCAGAGCCCCCAGGGGCAGCACCCCCCGCACAGAUUUCCAAUGCAGCCACCGAUCCCCCCGUGUCCACCCCCACCUUUCCAUGGAAGCAACAUGCCGAUGCCUCCGUUCCCUCCUCCGGCGGAUCUACAGAUGCUGCAGAGUCUCUUCCCUUUUCCGUCGAUGGGUCAGAACCCGGUAGAGUUCUUCAGCAACUUCCUCCGAAACCAGGUCAUCGGUCCACAAGGAGUAGUAGACCCCGGUAUGGCCGCCCUGCAGAACCUCCAGCAGCAGAUGGGUGCAGAGUCCCAGCUGCAGUCCUUACCGCCGGCUGUACAGAAGGCCAUUUUAUUACACCUGACUCAGCAGCAGCAGCAGCAGCAACAAGAGUCACAUCUACAGGGAAAUGAGCCACAGAGAGCAGAAGGCCAGGAUGAUAGCAGUACAAACAGAGAUGAAACCACAAACUGGUACUCGAGCGACGAGGAGGAUGGGAGUUGUGUUUCCUCCAUCCUGCAAUCGCUCAAGAAGCAGAGUGAGAUGCAGCAGUCCCAGUCCAAGCCCCCCCCGACCGCCCCAGUUGCCCCGGCACUGGGUGACCCCCGGCUGGUGAAGGAGAGGGCCCCGCCCAGCGACCCCCGCGUGAAGACGGACCCUCGACAGCGACCGCCUGACAUGAAAAAGGAGUCGGAUGGCGUCGCAGACCCGAGGUUCUCCAGGGACCCCCGGAAGGUGAGGCCCGUGGAGCAGAGCUCCUAUCGCCAGCAGAGCCACGCUGCUCCCCAGAGGCCUCCCACGGGGGACGAGGACGACGAAGGAGAGCGGGAACUCCGGGACAAAGCUGUGCUCAUCCCCGUGGAGGCCAGCUCUGACGUGGCGCUGCGAGACCCCCGUUGCCAGCUGAAGCAGUUCAGCCACAUCCGGGUGGACAUCCUGCUGCAGCGGCCGGCCUUUGCACAGACGGUGGUGUGGGGCCCGGAGGACCUCAUCCCUUCCCUGGUGCCCAAACAGGAACACUCCAUCAACCUGCCCCUGCCCCCUCUAAUCGCAGAUGCCCAGAUGAACCGAACCAGCCUGUCCGACCUUCCCCCCGUCUCCAGCCCUCCGGCCAUCGACCCCAGACUGGUCGCCGCCCGUUUGAAGGAACGUAGGAGCCGGUUGCCGUCUGGGUCCGUAGAGUCCCGAUCCUCCACCGAAAGGCCCGUGGAUCCGCGUCAACGGAAGACUCUGGAUCCUAGACUGAAGCGCAAAGGGAGUCUGGACUCCAAGCCGCCGGGUCAGAAGGUGCCCUUCUCUGUGGGAGGAGCCGUGGACCCGAGGUUACAGAAGGCCGGCGUCAGCUCCUCUCCUCAAGCGGGGCAAGUUAAGCCGGAGCCUGAGCGGCUGCCUCCUUACGCCCCUCGCCUGGCGUCCUCCGGCGGAGGUCUCGAGAGUCCCACUACGAUCCUCGGCGGCAUCAGUCUGUACGAUCCUCGGAACCAAACCGAACAGAAGGAGCAGGCGGAGCCGCCUAAAAAGACCCUGACUCUGAAACUCCCAGCUAAGAAAGACAGUACUCCGCCACCCUCACCGACCCAACAAAGCGGUUCUUUCGAGGAGGCCAGAGGCACGGCCGUCGCCUCGGAUCGGCCUCCGCCUUCCGGUUCUCCCACGGUGCCUCCCGCCUCGCCUGUCAAACCCCCUGCGGUUCAUAACCUCCCCAUCCAGGCACUGGCCGGGCUAAUCCGACCCCAGUACGCCGACCCGAGGCAGGCCAAGCUGGGCGGACACGGCUCCACGAGAGCACAGGAGGAGGUGGAGGAAAAUAAGCAAGAGGAGAAGAAGGAACGGGACAAACAGGACGAGGAACCAAAAGAGGAAGAUCCACAGGAGGAGGCAGACGACAGGACACUCAAAGAUGUGUUCAAGACUUUUGAUCCCACUGCUUCGCCUUUCUGUCAGUAAGCAGCCCAGUGUGGAAAUAUAUGAAGUCACAGGUCGGUGUGCUGAUGAGACAUUUCUAUUCAGCUUUGCCUGAACUUAUUCAUUUCUGUACAUAAAUGAUCCUGUAUAGCUUGACGUACUAUCUAUUGUACACAGUGCAUAGUUGCUUUUAACACAACCAUUUUAUUGUUAUGAUGUAUUUUGAAAGUGAUUGUUAAGGUCUUUUUGAUUCAUGUAUGUUUUUACAAGAUCAGAAAAAGAAACUAUGGUAAUCUGUAUAGUCUUCUCAAAGAAUUCACCUGUAUUCAUCCUGUUAAAAUAUUGUCAAGUCGAUAUAAGUUUAGAGAACUGAAAUAUUCCCUUAAAUUGUUUUCUUUUGUAUUUCCUUAUUUCAAAGCACUUUUACAUUAUACGAUCUUACUUUUAUAAUGAGGUACUUUUUCCACAAUAAGUCUACAGGUGUUUUCUUGAAAAUUUACAUUUUUAUUGACUUGACACCGAUAUGAGUUUGUAAUUUUUAAAUCGUGACAUCUAUUCGUUCAAUGAGACGGUUCCCUGCUCAGCUGAGAGGAAAUGUGUAAUUUUGCUGUAACUCAGCUUCUGUUUUGGCAAACGUCUGAGCUAAACGCUUUGUGGAUGUAAAGUGACCGUGUGGGCUUUUAGCUGCAAUGACAGAAAAUGACUUCAAUCACUGGUUACUUCAUUUAAUUCGACAUCAUCAUUCCUCAAAACCCUCACUGCUGACAAGCUUGUAAAUAUCGAUAUCGAACAGUUUAUCACAACUAGUAAGUUUACUUUACAAAGAAAGCCGAUGUUAUCUGGCUGGCUUUGCAUUGAGAUGAUCUGAACGUUAUUCCUGUUAAGUUGACUCCAGAUGAGUCAUGCGUGUCCUACAAAAAGAUGUUGUUCGCUUGAUGUUGGCGUGUAUUUAAAAAGUCCAGUCUCUGUUCAAAUGAGCUGUGUUGGACUUAAACUAAACUAUGUACUUUAAAAAAACAUUUUCAUAUUUCACACUGUGUAUAUACAUAUUUAGUAUCACAUGUACAGCCUGUUUUUGAGUGUUUUAAUGAAAAAAAAGCUUUUUUUGUCAGUUUUGAUGGUUGUGAAAAUACUAUAUGGCAUUUUAACACAUACGCUUGUUACACUUCAGUGAUUUUAUUAUGAAUACCUGAAAUAAAGACAUAAAACAGUUCAGUCACA
This is a messenger RNA of Gasterosteus aculeatus aculeatus (three-spined stickleback), 5007 nucleotides long. RefSeq names its product zinc finger CCCH-type containing 6 (gene zc3h6). Gene Ontology annotation, cellular component: nucleus. Gene Ontology annotation, molecular function: RNA binding; metal ion binding. The record is from RefSeq and is a predicted model, not a curated record. Lineage: Eukaryota; Metazoa; Chordata; Actinopteri; Perciformes; Gasterosteidae. Gene Ontology annotation, biological process: negative regulation of DNA-templated transcription.